Molecule: messenger RNA, 1074 nt
Organism: Rotaria sp. Silwood2
Lineage: Eukaryota; Metazoa; Rotifera; Eurotatoria; Philodinida; Philodinidae
Source: the annotation of a GenBank genome assembly
AUGACGGAUCGGCCAUUGAAUCGUCAUCAUUGGCUAUAUCGUGGUCUAACAUUGAAGGAUAUUCUUACAUUUGUUUUAUCUCUACUUCUUCCUUUGAUGUUGGGCAUUUUUACUAUUGUCAUUAGUUUCCAUGAACAAAAUGUUGUCACUCAACAAAGAAUCGAAGAUAGACAAUUGGCUCGCGAACAGCACAAACAGGAUCUAAAUAUAUCGCGACAACACUGUGGGCAAGAUUGGAAUACCUCAUUUGAACAACAUGCUCAAUACAAGGAAAUUGCUCGUCUGCAGCGUCUUCAGGAUGAAUUAAAGCAUGAACUCGACUUGAAUAUUUCUCGUGUUCAACGAGAACUUGAUAAAGAAAUUGCCGCUUUAAAGCGCGCACAAGAUAAUGAUUUCGCAGAGAAGCGACAAAAUCUCUCUUUUUCGCAAAGUCAACAUGAACUUGACGUAGCAUUGAAUCGAUAUCGCGACAUUCUAUUAGUCUCAUAUGUGAAAAUGAUUGGCAAGUUCCUUCAAGAUAGUAAAGGUAACUUAAGUGUCGAUUCCCUUAUACACAAUCUAAUUCGAGCUAAAACACUAAUUGUUAUUCGCCAACUUGAUCCAGUACGUAAACGUCACCUUAAUCUAUUUCUUUAUGAAGUCGGUAUACUCACAUAUGGUCAGUCACCGAUUGUUCUUUCGUCAGCUGAUCUGAACGACAUCGAUUGGAUGGGCUCGAACUUAUCGUAUAUUUCGCUCGUGGAUGUUACAAUGCGAAAUAACUCAUUUUUCUAUUGUUUUCUGAUUGGUGUCGACUUUCAUGGUCAACAAACAGAUUUGUCUGAUUCAAAUUUUUAUAAAGGAAAUCUGCAGCAUGCUCUUUUUCAUCAUACACGAUUGCACAGAACUAAUUUUACUAGUGCCAAUCUAACUACAGCUGAUCUGACACGAAGUAUUCUUGAAGCGAAAGCAAUUAUUGAAUGUAGUUAUUUCAAUAAUGCGUCAAUAUCUAAAGAGAUGUUUGAUCAUAGUCGCAUAUCACAUGUGUCGUUUUAUAGGACUGCAGCAAUAUAUAGCACUUUUCGAAAAUGUUAA